Molecule: messenger RNA, 1172 nt
Organism: Fundulus heteroclitus (mummichog)
Lineage: Eukaryota; Metazoa; Chordata; Actinopteri; Cyprinodontiformes; Fundulidae
Exons: 5
Coding region: 28-1044 (338 amino acids)
Biological process (GO): T cell costimulation; cell surface receptor signaling pathway; positive regulation of T cell proliferation
Cellular component (GO): external side of plasma membrane
Source: RefSeq, a predicted model, not a curated record
UUGCAGGUUUAAAGGAUUCUUGUCAAGAUGAUGAUGAAAACAUCCUUACUGUGUCUGCUGGUUCUGACAUCACUGCUGUGCUGCAAGACUCACCAAGCCCAUCUGACCAUCAAUCCUAGCAGAUAUGAGUUCUUCCAAGGAGAAUCUGUGUCUCUGAGCUGUGAGGAGGACAACAGUUCUGCUGGGUGGACCGUGAGAAGAGAGACAACCUACAGAAAGUCUACAUGUGGAGAUGGAUGGGGAAAAGUAGAAGGUUCUGUUUGCUCUAUCACGUAUGUUUUUAAAAUAGAAAGUGGAAAGUACUGGUGUGAGUCCAGAGAGGGAGCAGCCAGCAGCAGCAUCCAGCUCACUGUCACUGGUACGACCGCUCCCUCCAACCUCCUAGCUGCUUACUCUAAAGAUGGCUCCCCCAUCAGGACUGAGCCUGCAGGUCAUAUGACCCUCCACCAUGUGACCAGCUCGGAUGAAGACCUCUACAAGUGUAGGAUCGGCAGUCAUGGAGAGUCUCCAUCCAGCAGGAUCUCUGUCUCAGGUCAGAGAAACAUCACAGCAGAACCAGGAGACAAUGCCAUUCUGCCAUGUAGAGCAGAUGAGAACAAAGAUGUUAUAGUUGUAGAGUGGAGGAGAACUGAUCUGGAGUCAGAUCAAUAUGUUCUUGUGUACAGGGACAGUCAGUUUUUUCGAGAGGGUCAGUCUCCAUCCUUUAGUAACCGGGUGGGUCUACUGGACGUGAAGAAUGGAGACGUGUCUUUGGUUCUGAAGAAUGUGACGACUGAUGAUACAGGAACCUAUGAGUGUCGAGUCGUUCAGGGAGGAAAUAAUCGCUGGAAGAGAUCUCUACUGGACAUUGAGCCCAUCUGCAUCAUUCCCCUGAGAGUUGAACCAGGAAACCAGGAUGGAGGAAACAAGGACGGACUAAAGGAGGAUGGAGGGAACGAGGAGAAACAGAAAGCGGAUGGAGGGAUCAAGGAUGGAGGCACGAAGACUGGACUUGUAGUGUCCUAUUUUGUGCUGUUGUGGUUCUUCCUGUUGAUGCUGUUGUAGCGUUCUUGUGCCAUAGAAGGCGGAGAUAUUCUUCAACCCAACCUGAUUGUGUUUUUCUGCUCCGGUCAGAUUUAUACAUUUCUGAGUCUAAAGCUAGUAUUAACAAGUAAAGGAGUGUGAACAAGUCU